UCACCAACAUCCAACGUGGCUGAAUUGAAGGAUCCUUUCAUUCAUUCCAUCCAUUACUUUCCGUACACAAAUAUCAUCAAUCAAUCCACCACCCACCAGAUCUACCGCCAAUUCUACCAGAUCUACCUCCAAAUCUUCCUAACUGUUCAUUCAAACAUAUCAAUCUCCUUCAUAUCAUAUAUAUUAUUAUCAUCAUGUGCACUACUUGUUGUUUGCGCUAGGGUUUGGUUUUCCGAUCAAUUUCACCGGACCGAUGGUGAUUAUCGGAGGACAUGGAGAUGCAGCGGCGAAACGGUGGCGGUAAUUACACGAAUCAGGCGUUAGAUCGGAUGGAAUCACCUUCGGUUUCGAAGGUGUUUUCCAAUGGUUCAUCUUCUUCUUCUUCUUCGUUGAAGAAUCCUGUUUCUGAUAGUUUAUCAUCUGGUGGUGGUUUGGGGUAUAUUGAACAUACGGUUACGAAAUUCGAUACGCUUGCUGGUGUCGCAAUAAAGUAUGGUGUUGAGGUGGCUGAUGUCAAAAGGAUGAACGGACUGACAACGGAUCUACAAAUGUUUUCCCGCAAGACGCUUCAUAUACCUCUUCCAGGAAGGCACCCGCCAUCUCCCAUUCUGUCAAAUGGAUACGAUAUUCACGGGCCAAAAAGGUCCGACAUGACACCACCGACCCGUAGACGUUCUGAUUUGCUUGACUCAAUCAAAUCCCUAAAAUUAUCAUCUUCUUCCCCACGAACCGUUUCACCAUCCAUGGAUGCUUUACGGGACUAUUACGGUCUUAAACCGACCAAUCCGAACGGUAUUGAUGAAAGAUCCAAUUUAGAACACGGGCCAAAUCAACUCCACUCUUCCGACCCACCACACGGUCUUCACAGAAAAUGUAAAAGCCUAGCAUGCGAGUUGACAGAAACAGGUGCCGUAAACGACGAAACAACAACAACGCCUGUCACAAAUGGUGAAAAGCCUGAUUCCGAUACAUGGUAUGACAACUUAAUGAGAAGGCGUAGAUCAGAAAUCGACCUCCAAAAUCCCACCCCGGAAACGAUGCUUAAACCGGAUACCACCAACACCACCACCGCUUUUUCACCUGCCGCCGGGAAAGGCUUAGCACUGAGACCAAAAGCCGCCAGCCGAACCACCAGUGAUGCCGACGGGCCGCAAAACAUGCCGCCUCCAAAACUAGGCGAUUCGGUGAUUUCCGACGGUUCUAAUGGAGUGAAAAAGUCUUCAAGCUCACCGAGCUUUCAAGAAUCAGACAGUAACGGUAAUGGCUCUACAUCCACGUCAUCGAUCUGGCCAACUUCCAUGUUGAAUUUGACGGCUGAUCUUCAAGCGCUGUCUACAGCUGCCAUUACGAGACCGAUAUUCGACGGUUUGCCGAAGCCAAUGAGCGGUCGGAAGAACAAAGCGGCUAUCGAUUAGUAACUUUACUUCUUUUUUACAUAUCAACAUAUCGAACACCUGAAUUGACGGGACAAAGGAAACAUAAAGAAAAUUAUAUAAUUUUUGUGACUAGAAUCAAGUAUACAUUUAGAUAGAAAAUUGAAUAUUAGGAAAUGUUUAGGGAAAUGCAGGGAGAGGAUUGUAUGGUGUUUAUAUGUUCUUAUUUAUGUUGACUAGUAGGAAAUGUUUAGGAUUGUGUAUCUUUGAAUUAUUUUGAAACCAAAAUGUUAAAUUUAUGAACAUAAAAUUCUUUA
Molecule: messenger RNA, 1690 nt
Organism: Helianthus annuus (common sunflower)
Lineage: Eukaryota; Viridiplantae; Streptophyta; Magnoliopsida; Asterales; Asteraceae
Exons: 3
Coding region: 273-1415 (380 amino acids)
Source: RefSeq, a predicted model, not a curated record